This is a messenger RNA of Pimephales promelas (fathead minnow), 1299 nucleotides long. RefSeq names its product steroidogenic acute regulatory protein 2 (gene star2). Lineage: Eukaryota; Metazoa; Chordata; Actinopteri; Cypriniformes; Leuciscidae. Gene Ontology annotation, biological process: regulation of steroid biosynthetic process; intracellular cholesterol transport; steroid biosynthetic process. The record is from RefSeq and is a predicted model, not a curated record. Gene Ontology annotation, molecular function: cholesterol transfer activity; cholesterol binding. Gene Ontology annotation, cellular component: mitochondrion.
GACCACAAAAGACCUUGUUUCCUUUGAGGCUUCCUGAGGUUUCGACUCGUGAUUUGACUGGUCUAAACAGGACAGCCGCUGGUCUGAGCUACAGGAGGAUGGAUCUCCAACAGAAAAGCUGGAUCUUCUUCCUCUGGAAUGGCCGUGAACCGACCCCGGCAGUAUCUUGUAGCUGCAGCCGUUAUCUUGUGCUGCGUCCUUCACCGGCUCUAUAAAGCUGUGUGUCGUCCUCCUCCUCUCCGCUAUCCCGGCGGGAGCGAGUGAACAUGCAGCGGGCCGUCCUGAAGCUCUGCUGUGGGAUCUCGUAUCCACAUGUACGAAGCAUGGCAGGUCUGCAGCGUGCAGCUCUCGCAGCGUUCGGCCAGGAGAUCUCGCUGCACUUGCAGAGCCGUCCCGCAUGGAGCCCGAGAUGGACUCGACACCCGGAGGAGGAGAACAAGACAGACCGAGCCGAGCACAGGACGUCUGAGGACGUGUUUUAUCUGAGACGAGGAGAAGAAGCCCUGAAUGAAGCUCUAGAGAUCGUCGAGUCCAAGGAUGGAUGGAAGCCCGAGAUGGCGGAGAAGAACGGAGACGUGAUCUAUAGCAAAGUGCUCGUGGGAAACAGGAAGGUUUUCCGCCUGGAGGCCGAGCUGGACGCGUCUCCAGAGGAACUUCACGACAUCUUGUUCGUCAGAGUGGAGGAGAUGCAUGAGUGGAACCCCAACAUCAGACGCAUCCGAGUUCUGAAGCAUGUGGGGAGGAACACCAUGGUCACACACGAGGUGUCGGCAGAAACGGCGGGAAACCUGAUUGGCCAGCGGGAUUUCCUGAGCGUCAGACAUUCGUCGAAGAGCGAGUCACGUGUUUAUUUGGGCGGAGCCGCGACGCAGUUCGAGUCCCUGCCGCCUCAGCCGGGGUUUGUCAGGGCUGAGGACGGACCCACCUGCAUCAUCCUCCAGCCGCUUCAGGAUCAUCCAGAGCGGACUCACUUCAUCUGGCUGCUCAACAUGGAUGUCAAGGGUUGGCUGCCACAGUCACUAGUGAACAAGGCUCUUCCUCGAGCACAAGCGGACUUCACUAAACACCUGCGUCUGCACCUGACCGCACAAAACAGGAGAUGAGAGACGCUGGCCGGCUUCAACACGUUACGAUAUAGGAAGACAAGACAUGCAACAUACACCUCAGAUCAGGCGCCGAGAGUUUGAGUUCUACGGCAGACAAACAGUACGAAACUCAAGUUAUCGAAGAUGAAAAUCGGCUACUUGUUCAAUUGAUUUGACCGUAUGAAAUGGCAAUAAAAAUAUUUUUCACAGUACC